Messenger RNA from Entrophospora sp. SA101, 513 nucleotides. Lineage: Eukaryota; Fungi; Glomeromycota; Glomeromycetes; Entrophosporales; Entrophosporaceae. The record is from the annotation of a GenBank genome assembly.
AUGACUAAUAACCAUAAUAUCCUCCAAUAUACUGAAUAUUUACAAGACAAGAAUUUAUCUGCUAAUACUAUCCGACUUUACCUCAAUGUCUUAGAUAAAUUCCCCCAAGAAUUCAACACUGCUAAUCUGAAAGAAUAUUUUCGCACCAACUUAAAAAACUACCAAGCCACCAGUUUAAAAACCCAACAACAUGCUUUGAAUUCUUACAUUAAAUUUAAGAAAUUAGAAUUAAGUUUGUUAAAGGAAACCAAGGUGGAAAAGAAUUUAGCAAUUCACCAAAGGAAUAACCUAAUCUUGGACUUCCUCCUUUAUUCUGGUUUAAGAAUUAAUGAACUAGUAAAUGUCAAACAUCAAGAUUGGCAAACUAACCAAUUAAGAAUCUUAGGUAAAGGUAAUAAAGUGCGGUUUGUUUUAUUACCGGAAUUUCUGAUUAAGCACUUUAAUCCUAUUUCUCCUAAUUACUUAUUCACUAAUCAACGAGGUAAUCCCAUCAAAGCGGAAUAUAUUCGCUGA